Molecule: messenger RNA, 729 nt
Organism: Ceraceosorus guamensis
Lineage: Eukaryota; Fungi; Basidiomycota; Exobasidiomycetes; Ceraceosorales; Ceraceosoraceae
Product: Phospholipase/carboxylesterase
Exons: 8
Coding region: 1-729 (242 amino acids)
Biological process (GO): protein depalmitoylation
Cellular component (GO): cytoplasm
Molecular function (GO): palmitoyl-(protein) hydrolase activity; carboxylic ester hydrolase activity
Source: RefSeq, a predicted model, not a curated record
AUGUCCCAGACCUUGCUCAAGUCCAUCGUGCUGCCUCAAGCUGGCUCAAGCAAGGCUACCGCUACGGUCAUUUUUGCUCAUGGCUUGGGCGAUCAGGGAGCUGGCUGGCUCGAUGUCGCACAAAUGCUUCGCAAGCGGCCCAAGUUGCAGCACGUACGAUUCGUCCUUCCCAACUCCCCCGUCCAGCCUGUGACUCUGAAUGGUGGGAUGCCCAUGCCAAGCUGGUUUGACAUUCGCACACUCGACGAUAUUUCGGGCGGGGAGGACGAAGUGGGGCUGCGCAAGAGUGCAGACGCUUUGAGCGCUCUCAUCAAUGCCGAGGAAGCAGGCAGUCAGGAGCACCUUGAUGGGCAGGGUGUCCCAUCUGAGCGUGUAGUCGUUGGUGGAUUCUCGCAGGGAGGCGCCAUCGGCUUGCUGUGCGGUCUGACGCACCCCAAGCCCGUAGCCGGCAUCGUUGGCCUCUCCACCUGGCUACCCCUACGAGCCAAGAUGGUGGCGCCAUACUUGACAUCGCACGCGCGCAAUAUACCGAUCUUUUUGGGUCAUGGCACAGCGGAUCAAGUCGUCAAGUACGAAUACGGACAGAGGAGCGCCAAAUUUCUCCGGGCUGGCGGCGAAAAUGAUGGCGGAGCAGGAUCGUAUGACGGCAUGGCGCACUCGGCCUGCAUGGAAGAGAUCGAACACGUCGCAGAGUACCUCGAAAAAGUCAUACCGGCUCAAGCGUCGUAG